This is a messenger RNA of Miscanthus lutarioriparius, 1101 nucleotides long. Lineage: Eukaryota; Viridiplantae; Streptophyta; Magnoliopsida; Poales; Poaceae. The record is from the annotation of a GenBank genome assembly.
AUGCCAGCGGUGGCUGCAACUAUUCAUCUAGUUGUGGCAAAUUUUGGCACAUCCCCAACACUUGAGAGAUCAAGAAAGCAAAGGCGUGCCAACCUUCAAAAUGCAUUGAGAGUUUUGGACCUUGUACCAUCCAAGCACCAUCAUGACCAAGAGGAAGUUCCGUCGCAUCACCGCCUUAUCAAUGGCUGUAUGGGUGACAUCUUGGGAGUACAAUCAAAACUGCAUGCUAUGCGUAAGGGUAAAGAGAGCUUUGCUAAUUCAAGCUCAAAUCAAGCACAGCCUGAACGCAGUAACAUUGUCUCAAAUAAUACCUCAGUUUGCCCCUCCAUAACUAGACUCACAAAGGAGGGCAUGUUUAUGCAAAUUGUGGAGUUGCAUAGGAGGGGACAAAUCAGUUCAGAUGCAUCUAUUUUGGCAUCUGCACUGAGUUACUGUGCUGAUAGGAAAACUCUUACCGCAGGUGUACAGUUCCAUGCUCUACUAGUGAAAGUAGGAUAUGUCUCAUCUAUCCCCAUUGGCAGCUCGCUGAUCAGUUUUUAUUCAAGAUGCAGCCAAUUGGAAAUUGCUCAUCGGGUUUUCCAAAAUAUGACAGCAAAAAAUACUGUGACAUGGACAGCAUUAAUUUCUGGCUAUGCCCAGGAUAAUCAGGUCGAACCAUGUCUCCAUUUAUUUGCACUGAUGAGGCGGUCUGUGUGCAAGCUAAAUGACAUCACAUUUACAACUAUCUUCAGUAUCUGCACUAAUCAUGCAUUUCUUGUACUUGGUAAAAGUGUGCAAGCCCUACAGAUGAGAAUGGGUUUUGAUUCGUAUGUGCAUGUGUCCAAUGCACUAAUAUCAAUGUAUGCAAAGUGCGGGAGUAUUGGUGAAGCACGAGCUGUAUUUGAGAGCAUUACAUGCAAAGACCUCGUCUCUUGGAACUCCUUGAUCUUUGGAUAUUCACAGCAUGGCCUUGCUGAGCAUUGCCUAGGCUUGCUUAAAGAAAUGGAAGGGCACAUAAUACCGGAUGCGAUCUCCUUCCUUGGCGUGCUCUCAUCAUGCCGGCAUGCAUGCCUUGUGGCGGAGGGCCGACGCUGCUUCAGGGCAAUGAUUGAAAUGGAGUAG